Phyllostomus hastatus (greater spear-nosed bat) is the source of this 1835-nucleotide messenger RNA. RefSeq names its product guided entry of tail-anchored proteins factor 1 (gene GET1). Lineage: Eukaryota; Metazoa; Chordata; Mammalia; Chiroptera; Phyllostomidae. The transcript is spliced from 5 exons. Gene Ontology annotation, biological process: tail-anchored membrane protein insertion into ER membrane. The record is from RefSeq and is a predicted model, not a curated record. The coding region runs from base 94 to 600 and encodes 168 amino acids.
CCUCACUGCGCAGGCCCGGGCGCUGGCGCCGGCGUGGUCCCCAUGGAGCCUCUGUAGCGGUGCUCUAGCCUCCAGCGAGUGGGAGAGUCAGGAAUGAGCGCAGCGGAGGCCGACCACUGGGCGUGGCUGCUGGUGCUCAGCUUUGUGUUUGGAUGCAAUGUCCUCAGGAUCCUCCUCCCGUCCUUCUCCUCCUUCAUGUCCAGGGUGCUGCAGAAGGAUGCGGAGCAGGAGUCUCAGAUGAGAGCAGAGAUCCAGGACAUGAAGCAGGAGCUAUCCACCGUCAACAUGAUGGACGAGUUCGCCAGAUACGCCAGGCUGGAAAGGAAGAUCAACAAGAUGACAGAUAAGCUCAAAACUCACGUGAAAUCACGGACAGCUCAGCUGGCCAAGAUCAAGUGGGUUAUGAGUGUUGCCUUCUAUAUACUGCAAGCUGCCCUGAUGGUCUCCCUCAUCUGGAAGUAUUACUCUGUGCCUGUGGCCGUGGUGCCGAGUAAAUGGAUAACUCCGCUGGACCGCCUGGUGGCAUUUCCCACUAGAGUCGCAGAGCGGGGCUUUGGCCUCAGCCUCGCGAGGCUUGCGGCGAAGGAAGUGGAGACCUAAGAGGGGCCACUUGUCUGGUGACACCGGAAUGUUCAGUGGCGGAGCCAGAGUCAUCCCCGAUCUGCUUCUGGAGUCUUAGCCCAGUGCCUGCAGGCUGGUAGCCCGUUCAGUCAAACCCCACGAGGGUCCCCAGAUUCUGUGGCCUCUGGUCCGUUCCUGUGCGAGGUGAGGGCAUUCAUGGCUCUCGGCCUCCAGUGUUGAAAGAUAUAGUUUCUUUUGGAUGGUAAAAGUAGUACGUGUCACUGUAGAGUGACUACAAAUAUAUAAGACCAAUAAAAAAAUAAUUUUUUUCUGUUUCUUUUUAUACAGGGGUAGGCAAAAGUAGGCUUACAGUUGUGAGUAUGUAAAGCACAGUUUAUUCUUGUGUUAUUAUUUAUUCUUGUAUUACAUAUUUCUCCACAUGAACAACUGUACUUUUGGCCACUCCUGUGUAGUUACAGUUGUCCAAUUUUUUUGUCCCUUUUUACUUUAUAUUGUAAGCCUUCCAUUGGUACAAUAUUGUAUUGUAUCAGUACACCUCUAUUUAUUAAGAAAUUUUGAAUAGUUGUUCUUUGUUUGGAUGUGUCAUGAUUUACUGAUUUCCCUGUGACAGAAUAUUUAUUUAGAUCCUGAUUUUUUCUCCCAAGAGUAAUGCUGCUGCACACGUCCUUGUCGGGCAGCCUCUGGCUGUGAUCUGUGAUCACGCUGGAGGUGAAUUACCGCAGUACAAGGAACGACUGUUUCAGAGAUCCCCGAUGCAGCCACGCCCUCUCCCCUCCUCCCACUCCGCUUACUCACCGCUCAACCUCCAGGCAGUGCCGGGGGCAGGAGGCCACGCUCCCGGGCAGCCAGCAGGCCACUAGCCAUUCUCGCAGCCUGUCUUCCUGUCUCAUUGACCAGUGGGACAGGAACAGUGUGGGGAAACAGGCUUCAUUUAUAAAGCCUUUUGGAGAAAGGAAAAGAAAUAGCCUCACAGAGGGGUCUCACAGUCUGUUGAUAUCAUAAGUAAUAAAGCAUGUUUCUCAGGCAGGGAGGAGGCAUUCAAACCAGUGCUCAUUGUUCUGAGUAAUUCCUGAGUAGUGAAGGCAGCCCCCUGAAUCAAUAGGAAGUGGGAUGAAUGAACCCACCAAAUACAAACGUGGUCUUAGCCCAGCACUGCUCAAAGAUAAGGGAGCUCCUCUCACUUCCUCUAAGUUACAGGCAGCGCAGGCCGGGAGUGUGGGCAGAACUCCUGGUGUGCUUUCUGAUGUCGGAUU